This is a messenger RNA of Angiostrongylus costaricensis, 3114 nucleotides long. The record is from the annotation of a GenBank genome assembly. Lineage: Eukaryota; Metazoa; Nematoda; Chromadorea; Rhabditida; Metastrongylidae.
AUGGAGAGCACGGAUAUUUUUGUGGAACCUCUGGAAAACAACGACUCGUUGGCGGAUAGGAUUGGUGAGGUAAUACGAGAAGCUCAGGCGACAUCUGAUUUAAGCCAAAAACUAAAAUCGCUCAGCAAGGCAGAAUACUUGCUGCUAAGCGUCGAUAAUUCCGGUCAUUUACUGGAUAAUUUUCUGGAUGAGAUGCUUGAGUUCACGUCUUCUGAUGAUUUUCACAUGCGUUGCUUUUCUGCAAGCUUCAUUGAGAAAGCAUGUAAGAAAGAUGCCGAUGUUCUCAAGAAGGCUAUAACCAAUCUUUCGUAUCUAUUAAUGUCGGGUAAUCAGUCACGAGGCGGAAUAAAGGUUAUGAAACGAGUCAUCAUAGUUUGUGCAAAUAUCUACCCGUAUAUACUGAAGUGGGCAUGUAGUCGUAAAGCAGAUUCUGACGUCGAAAAGUGUUGGGAUGCUUUUUCCGUACUCAAAGGAAGAAUAGUGAGUCACGCAGACUCAGACAAUGAGGGCAUAAGAACACUGACAUUCAAAUUUCUGGAAGCGAUCGUACUAUCGCAGUCCUUAAGAACAGAGGAUAGCGACGUUAGCAGGGGUGAAGAUAUUAUGUCACUUAACGACGUACCUCGGGAUCAUCGGUUUAUCUCUUACCGAAAACUGCAGUCCGAAGCAACAGUUAAUCUUCAGUCUCUCAUGGAUCAGACGUCCUUGCCUCAUAUAUCCGCUCAGAACCUGCUCACCGUUCUAAAUGUUCUUUGUACUAUUUCAAGACGAAGGCCGGAGUAUAUGGCUCGAAUUCUUGAUUGCCUAGAAGCUCUUCACAUUAAUUUGCCUCCUACACUUGGAGCUAGUCAGGUUAAAUCCAUGCGGAAGGAACUGAAAGCCCAUAUGCUGCGGAUUCUGAAACACCCUUCAUCGUUACCGUUGCACCCCAGGAUCACAACUUUACUAACCGAUUUGGGAGCCUCUCAAAGUGAAAUAAAUAAGGCAAUGCCGACAAAUAUAGUCGAGCUAAGACGUAAAGCCUCUAAGCGUUCAACAUCGGCCGACGAGCCGCUCACUAAGAAGAAAGCUCGGGGCGAUGAUGCUUCUGGUGUUGUAUUUGACGAUGAUGAGUACGGAGAUGAUGACCCGGCAAGUUCUGAUGGGUCAGCUGCUAUACCGGAUACUGCACAUCAGUCUGCUAUCGAUAUCACUGCAGAGUUCAUCUAUGAACGUCUCAAUCCAAAAGUUGUUGCCAAUUUAGUACUGAUAUCUUUGGCAACAGCACAGGAGUUAGGUCCAGGUGCCGAACAGAUUCGUAAAGAAAAAUUGGCAAAGUUUAUAGAAAGGCAGUCUGCUCGAAGAGAUGGCGCUUUCGUGCCUCCUACACCUGCUGUGCACCUCGGAAAACCACGACCUCCUCAACCUCCUAUCGUUCCUAUUGGCGGUCUACCUGGACCAAAUUUGCACAAUGCAGGUCGCGCUCGUCAAGGAGGAACAAUGUCUAUGCAUCAUGUCGUACUUGUCCGUAUAGCGACCCGAUUCCAUCCACUUCCGGAAAAACUUCAUAGUGAACUAAUAGAAUUUAUCGUUGAGACCACACAGCAUCGGCAUCGGACGGAUCUGGCUCUUUUGUGGGUCACGGAGUUGUACUCACAGUACCAGGGGUUCACUUUAUGUUUCAAUCACGACUACAUGUCUUCAUUUGGCCGUGCACCGAAAUCGGAACUUUUUGGAAAGUUUGAUUCAACACUCUGCAGUCUUUUGCAGAAAUUACUAGACAAGGGACAGCAUAAAGAAGCGUUGUUCCAUAAACUCCUUCUCGACUGCCCUUUGGUUACCUCGAAUGCUUUGAACAUCCUAGAGAAGGCUUGUUUGGAUGAGCUGUUUAUUUUCUGCAUUGAUUUCGAUAAAUGUGAAUGUUUUGAGGAGAUCUAUGAAAUGUUCAAUAACAACGAAUUAGAAAUAGCGUAUUUCGUGAAAAGAGAUCGACGAAAAUCGAUUUCUGUUUACGGAGCUUUCGGGAUAACAACACUUCGUGAGUUGCUGCUAACGAGAAAUCGUCAAAGAGCAGAGCUCAUCGAUCUCCUUUUCAACCUAUGUUUCUAUGACCGUAUGGAGGUGAAAAAUUUGUGUGUGGACACCUUGAAGGAAUUGUGUUCGUUGAAAUACAUGCAUCGUGACCUUCGAUUGAAACUCAUCGAGCAAUUGAAUGAGUGCGCUUUACCGAAGCCGCCGCCUCACUUCGUCAAGUAUAUGAAGGUGACCGAGUUUGAUGAAACAUUGUAUCGUAGUGGAAUCCACUUGUAUCUGGCUAUUCUCCCUCUCGAUACCUCGCUUUUAAUGCCCUUAGCACAGGUGUACACGAAAGCUUCGACUCUGCUCAAAAAGGUGUGGUUGUUUGAGAUAAUGUUGCGAUCGAUUGAGAAUUCGAUUAAAGCGAUAGGUAUGGAUAACAAGGAUAUGUUACAAUUGUUGGAAGAGUGUCCAGUGGGAGCAGAGUCUUUUGUUGCUCGAGUUGUUCAUUUGCUAACUGAAAGACGUCAGUUGUUUUUUCUUUUUCGCCUUUUUUGGGGUUGGUUUUGUGACAUCAUCGGCCUUCGGCCUUAUUUGUGUCAUUUUGCAGAAAUUGCCACAAAAGAAGUCGUUUCACGAAUAAAGAAGUUGCACGAAACUAGGAAGACGGACGUGCGAUCCCUCAUUCCAAUUUUGAAUGGUCUUGACAAGUACCCCUCGUUGGACAGUUUUCUGGGAAACAUCGUACAAAAAGUGAUAGCAAAGGACCAGUCAUCACGUGACGAAAUAGCACGGAAGGCGUUUUAUCGAGCUCUCAAUAGUCUUAAAACUGUUGCAUAUUCGGCUAUUCUAACCAAAUUCACAAUGGAGGAAUUUGAAGAGUUUCUCGGAUACUGUAACCGUACCGAAACGCUAUUAGCUCUGAAGGAAUUCCUCCCCACUCUCUCAACCCAUCAGCAGAAAAAUAUCAACUCGGCUAUCAUCAACAUGAUUAAAGACCGAGAUGACAAGAAAGAAAAGUCGAGAGAUGAUAAAGAUAGGGAUAAGGACAAGGAAAGAGAGCGAAUACGGCUGGACAGGCGAGACCGCGACAGAGAACGCGAAAGGGUGGGUUUUUAA